CGCCAUCUGCCCGCGGCCGGCGGGGCGCCGGUGCCGCCGCCCGCCCGCUCCCCGCUGCCCGUGAGGGGCUCCCCGGGGCCCGGGCCGCCUGCACCCCCGGCCGGCCCCGCGGCGGGACCCGGCGGCCGUGGCGGCCCCGCUUGCAGGGCGUGCCGGGUGGGCCGUGCGGCCGGAGCGGGACAGCGCGGGGGAGAAGCCGGGGGAGGCGGGAGCCCGGCCCGGCCUCCCGAGCGCCUGGUUGAGGCAGAGGGACAACCAGAAGUAGAACAUGUUCUGGGUGUGGCUGCCUGUGAUUUACCCAAUAGCCAAAGUGGGGGGGGGACCACUGAGGGGGAGAGACAGAGCUCUGCUGCCGAAGGGAGUGGAGACCGAGGGCUGCAGGAUGAAGACCUCUGGAGCCUGUAUACUGUUGUGUCUCUUAGCACUCUCCUUGUCCCCAGCUGACUGGUUUCCAUGGGUGGUCAAUGGACAAGAACUGGAAAGUGCAACUGGUGAAAUUAGCACCGACUCUCUUAUCGGCACUUCCGCUGCAGCUGUCACACCACCUGUACUUCUUAGUCCUGUUCAGUCUGACAGCGAAACUACAACAGCUUCAUCAGAUUGUCGUGAAGAAAAGUUCCCUUGCACGCGCCUGUACUCUGUUCACAAACCAGUAAAGCAGUGUAUAAGCUAUCUCUGUGUUACAAGUGUGCGUCGCAUGUACAUAAUAAACAAGGAGGUGUGCUCUCGCAUUGUCUGCAAGGAGAAUGAAGUCAUGCAAGAUGAGAUCUGUCGCCAGCUGGCUGGCCUUCCUUCUCGACGUCUCCGCCGAUCUGGGCAACCCCUGCAUCUCCCUUGCAGGCAACUUCUGGAGCAGCAACGCAGAAGGCCUGAUGCUCUGUGAGCUACCAACAGUAGGAGAGAAAAAGGAAGGGAGAGAAGAGAAAUCAUCAUCCACUACCUAUAACCCAAGACAAGUCCUUCUUGUUUGUGAUUUCCCCACCAUUUCCUUGCUUCUUUGCCUUCCCCCACAUCCUCUUCUUCAGGUGCUGCAGUACAGAGUCCCCUCUCUGCUAGUCUGUCGUGGUGGCUGGUGUCAUCUUCUAAAUCUGUUGCUGAGGAUGUGGGAUGCUCCCCUUUUUUCUCUCAAACUCUUGUUUGGCAGGCCAUGAACUGCUCAUUUCCCAGAGGUCCUUAUAAAUGUGCUGCAUCUUUUCUUGCUUUGCCCCCACAGAGAGGCAGACGUGGGGACAGGUUGUAGCCCUCUCCAGCAGUACAGAUGCCCUAAGCUGCAUCUUGUGUGAAGGAGUGCAGACGUGCAGACCUUUUUGCCGCAGGGCUCCUGGCCUGGGUUUCUUUCAUGGCAUCAGUAUGAGUUUGGAUAUGGUUGAUCAGCCUGAGCCUCUCUGGUCCUCCUGAGCCACUGAGUCUGCUGUGUGAUAGCACAGCCUUCUCCCAUGUCUGCUGGCCUCAGAGAAGUGACAGAACUGGGAGAUGAGCUGUCCUCAACCCAAGGCAAACCUCAUUGUCCCUGUGUGGCAGCAGAUCAUUUAUAACUACCUCUGGGAAGCUCUUUGUCUCAAGCCCAUUGCCUCCCUCGCACACAACUGCUACCAAAAGCAGGAAUUCUGGAUUUCAUAUGGCAUUAUAUUUUUCUCAAAAAGAUUACAUCAGAACAGAGUGCUGCCUCUUCCUCUCCCUCCUCUCCUCUCCUCUCCUCUCCCCUGUUCUGUCCCUCCCUUCCCAUUGAAGAAAUCUCUUGGUGCCCAUUUCAGGCAAGUUCCAGGGAGCAGUAAGUAUGGCUGCCUCCGCUCCCAAGGCCAAGGGAGCCCCCAAAGAACCCCUGUGUAUGUCCUCGCAGUACUGGGAACUUGCAAUGAAUUAGGUUGUCCUGGUGACUUGUCUUGGUCUGGCUACCUCCACAUUCUCCAGUUGCUGAGCCUGCUUUUAAUGUCUCCACUCGAGUUCCUACCUCCUGACCCAGGAGCUCCUGUGCAAAGCAGAAGGAAGUCACAAACUGGAAUAGGAUGUGGGAGAAGAAUCAUUAUCUGGGAUCGCUGGGUUUUCCUAAAGGUUCUCUGGCUGUGCUGACCUGCACAGAGCCAGGUGCUGGUGGGGAGGUAAAUGAAUCUGCAGGUGUAAGUGCUUAUAAAGGCAGGCCAACCUGGGGAAAAGAAUUCAGUCUGGUAGCACUGGAUGUCUGUGGUCUGCUUGAGAACUUUGUUUUCCAGAUACAUGGAGAACAUUUUGAGGUAUAUGGGCAGUUUUCACUAUGAGACUGGGUAGGGUGAGUGGGGAGGGGCAAUCUGAAGUGUGUUAAUCGCUCUGUGUGACUGUUAGUGGCACGAUUCUGUGGGCCAGCGGUGCUGAGCAGUUUAGCUCACUGCACCAGAAGAUCAGCAAGACCCUGUCCCUAGGAUCUCUAAGCAUUGUUCCAACUGACAGAGAGCCAGUCUGCUGGAGCAGGCAUUCAGCCCUGUCACAUCACGUACUGUGUUGCUGAGCUGAGUACCAUUCCGCCUUGCAGGAGCACUGGCCUGCUGCACAGAGCCGGGGUCACACAGUACCGGGGACAGCUUGCUGCCCAGAGACAUCUCCGAAAAAAAAAAGAGCAAAACAAUGAGGCAGGAGCCUGUCCUCAGGACUGGGAUUUCUGCUGUAUGCAGCAAGAAGCUGGUUACAUCUUGUGUGUAGGGGAAGGUGCCCUGUGCAGACACAGAAUCGUUCCAUAAAAGGUCAAAACCGGGCACAGAUGGGCUAAAUCUCUAUAUUAAUCCAGCAUACAGGAGAAAGAAUUCCAAGUUAUGCAGUGACUGGAAUUUCGUCCUACAGACAGGGGCAUUGCACCCCUACACAGAGGGUGAUGCUCCUCUUGAGUACUCCAGAGGUUCACGAGAGUAGGGAGGGAGGAGGAGUUUCUCUGUACUGAGUGUGCACAUUUCUGUGGAGAGGAGAGCACUGAGAGCUUGAUCUCAAAGACAUUCAAGCCACUGGCAGCCACUGACUUCUGUGCUGGGAUGCCUGUGGAUUUUGCCUGCAUGGAGGAAGGUGGGAUGGAGAUGAGAUGGAGAAGGAGCUCUUGGAAACUGGGCUAGGUCAAGUCUCCACUCUGUAUUUAGAGUUGAAUGUAAGCUGAUAUAAUAUAGAUAUAUAACUGUAUAACAUAGCUACUGUACAGUAUAUAGAAAUUUAACAUUCAUACAGUUUGGAGAAUGGUUAGAAGCUCUCCUGUUGCUUGCUUUCAGCAGGGACAGGAAGAGGUGCCCCUCUCCAGGAGAACACUGUUUUAAUGCUAGAGUCCAUAUAAUGCACACAAAAAUAUUAAAAGAAAAUUUAUUUCCUGUUA
This is a messenger RNA of Falco peregrinus (peregrine falcon), 3325 nucleotides long. RefSeq names its product microfibril associated protein 5 (gene MFAP5). The record is from RefSeq and is a predicted model, not a curated record. Bases 269 to 883 code for a protein of 204 amino acids. Gene Ontology annotation, biological process: embryonic eye morphogenesis. NCBI's taxonomy places the organism in Eukaryota, Metazoa, Chordata, Aves, Falconiformes, Falconidae. The transcript is spliced from 10 exons. Gene Ontology annotation, cellular component: microfibril.